GGAACGGUGCAUCCUCACCGAGCACCGGGACUCCUGGACUCCAGCUCUUAAGUGCAAAAUGACAGAGUCAAGCUUGCGGAUCAGUGGGGGCGCCGUCAGAUUUGGAGCCACCUAUGGAGGCAACCGUCUGUUCUCUGGAGCCCGGAGUGGUGGAGGCGCCAGCUCGGCUCUGUCCCGUUCACUCGGCCUGGCAAGAGGAGGUGGAGGAGGAGGAGGUUUGGGUCUAGGUUUUGGAGCUGGAGCUGGAGCCGGUGCAGGUGCUGGAUUGGGCCUUGGCGGAGGGGCUCUGGCUCUCGGUGGGGGUCUUGGGUUAGGUGGUGGUCUUGGGUUGGGUGCCGGUGGUGCCAGAGCUGCAGGCAUCAGGGCUGGUGUGGCUCCCCUGAGAUCCCAUCUGGGUGGCAGAGUGUUUAAAAUCGGAGGCUAUGGUUAUAACCCAUCCUUCAUCAGCUCUACCACCACAGUGGAUGCAGGUGUUGGUCCGAUGCCCAGCAUUGACCCCUCGCUGCCAUCACCAGACACAGUUCAGGUCACACGCAUGAAAGAGAAGGAGGAACUGCAGGCUCUCAAUGAUAAAUUUGCAUCUUUUAUUGAUAAGGCCCGGUCUCUGGAGCAGCACAAUGCAGUUCUCAGAGCCAAGAUUUCUAUGUUUACUAACCCGGAGCAGGGCGGACCUGCCAACACCUCUGUUCUUCUGACCUCUGCCAUUGGAACAUACAAAUCUCAGAUUGACAGCCUAUCUGCUACUAAAGAGGCCAUCAUUGCUGAGAUUGAGCACUAUAAAGGCAUUAUUGAGGACGUUCAGGCCAGGUAUGAAGAGGAAACCUCUCAAACUAAAUCUCUGGAGCUUGACUGGACGGCAUUGAAAGAGGAAGUGGAUAAUCUGUACCUCACCAUCUUUGAGCUGCAGACCAGCAUCGGUGGUUUGGAGGAUCAUAUUGCUCUGUCCAAGCAGGUGUAUGACGCUAAAGUGAAAGAGGUGAGGACCAUCGUGACUGGUGGAAUGAAGUCUGCCGUGUCGAUCUCGGUUGAUAAUGCAGCCCAGGCACAGGAUCUGACCUCAGCGCUGACCGAAGUCAAAGCUCACUAUGAAACCCUGGCUCAACGCAGCAAGCAGGACGCCCUCGUCUCAGUGCAGGACAGUCUCUCCAUGAUGUCUGUAUCCUCUCAGCCCAGUUCACAAACACUCACCACAGCCAAAGAUGAGCUGAGGGCUUACAAACUACAGAUCGACUCUGUGCAGAGGGAGAUCGAAAGGCUCAAGUCUGUGAACUUGCAGCUGGAGUCUCAGGUUGAGGAGGCCGAAUGUCACUCCAACUCUCAUACAGAGACGUACCAGGAUCAGGUUCUGGCUCUCAAGUCUCAGCUUGAUGAUCUGAGGAAGCAAAUCACUCAAUAUGGUCAGGAAUAUCAGGAGCUUCUGGCCAGCAAGAUGUCUCUUGACGUGGAAAUCACCGCCUAUAAGAAGCUCCUGGACAGCGAGGAGAACAGGCUGAAGUCUGGAGGUGGAGUCACUGUGCACAUGUCCAAGACUGUGCUUGGAGGAGGAGCAGGAGGAGCUGGAGGACUAGGUGCUGGUGCAGGAGGCGCAGGUCUGGGUGGAGGUGCCGGUCUGGGUCUUGGAGGUGGAUUUGGGCUGGGUGGAGGUCUAGGAGGAGGUUUUGGAGGAGGUCUGGGAGGAGGUCUUGGAGGAGGUCUAGGUGGAGGUCUUGGACUGGGACUCGGUGGAGGACUGGGUUUUGGAGCAGGAAGUUCCUUCGGUGCUGGUAGCAGUUUCAUGUCCUCAAGCCUGAGCAGCAGCGGUUUGUCGUCCACUGUUUACUGAAGACUCUCAGCCUUAUGAGGUUGUUUAUUCAUCAGCAACACCUCCAUCAGUUCACACUCGUCCAACGCGAUGCCACAAACCUCUACAAUGACAACAAACAUCCAUUGUGAUAUGAUCAUUUUCACUGAGGCUCAAAAUUCUUUUUCUGUUUUUGCAAAAUUGUGCAUCACUUCCUGCUACAAUAAAAAAAAAUCCAUCCUGGUUAUUAUAAA
This is a messenger RNA of Danio aesculapii, 2034 nucleotides long. RefSeq lists its product as uncharacterized. The record is from RefSeq and is a predicted model, not a curated record. NCBI's taxonomy places the organism in Eukaryota, Metazoa, Chordata, Actinopteri, Cypriniformes, Danionidae. Bases 59 to 1822 code for a protein of 587 amino acids. The transcript has 10 exons.